AGGUAGAGAAGGGUUUAAUUAAAAAGAGCAGUAGAGAUCAAAUUGAGAGAGAGAGACAGAGAGAGAUGGAGACUUUUCCGAUCAUUGACAUGCAGAAGCUUAAUGGUGAAGAGAGAGCAGCAAUCAUGGAGGAGGUAAAAGACGCUUGUGAGAAGUGGGGCUUCUUUGAGUUGGUGAACCAUGGAAUAUCCCACGAGCUGAUGGACAAAGUGGAGAGGCGAACAAAGGAACACUACAGCAAGUUCAUGGAACAAAGGUUCAAGGAUAUGGUGGCCAGCAAGGGCCUUGAGCCAGAAACCCUAGUUCACUCUGCACAACAACUAAUCAACCAUCUGGACUGGGAAAGCACCUUCUUCUUGCGCCAUCUUCCUCUUUCUAACGUCUCAGAAAUCCCCGAUCUUGAACAAGAUUACAGGGAGGCAAUGAAGGAAUUUGCAGGAGAAAUAGAGAAGCUUGCGGAGAAACUUCUGGACUUGUUGUGCGAGAAUCUUGGGCUGGAGAAUGGGUAUCUGAAGAAGGCUUUCCAUGGGUCCGAUGGCCCUACCUUUGGGACUAAGGUCAGCAACUACCCUCCAUGCCCUCACCCGGAACUCAUAAAGGGCCUCCGAGCUCACACAGACGCCGGCGGCAUCAUCUUACUCUUCCAAGACCACAAGGUCUGUGGACUCCAGCUCCUCAAAGGUGGCCGAUGGAUCGACGUACCUCCCAUCAAACACGCCAUUGUGAUCAACAUAGGCGACCAACUUGAGGUAAUCAGUAAUGGGAAAUACAAGAGUGUGAUGCAUCGGGUGAUGGCUCAGCCCGACGGCAACAGAAUGUCUAUAGCGUCGUUCUACAAUCCAGGCAGCAACGCCGUCAUCCAUCCGGCGCCGGCCCUGGUGGAGAAACAAGAAGAACAAGCCGGAGUAGUAGUUUACCCGACAUUCGUUUUUGGCGACUACAUGAAGCUUUAUGCCGGCCAGAAGUUCCAGGCAAAGGAACCUCGUUUCGAAGCUCUCAAGGCCAUUGAGAGCAGCAGCGGCAGCAUGAACCAGAUGCAGAUGGGCACGGACCCAAUUGCAGAAGUUUGAUUUCAUUUUGUUUUUAGAUCUUAAGGCUUAUUGAAGGAUCGAGACUUCAAGAUAUAAUUAAGUUGCUUGUUGGAUGAUCAACUAAUGGCGUUUUUCUUGUGUGGUUUGCUUGGCCAGUGUUUGCAAAAUAAGCACUCCUGUUUGGUCAUGGGAGUUCGCAAUUAUUAGGUUAAGAUAUGUUUGUGAGUAUAAUAU
Molecule: messenger RNA, 1265 nt
Organism: Diospyros lotus (date-plum)
Lineage: Eukaryota; Viridiplantae; Streptophyta; Magnoliopsida; Ericales; Ebenaceae
Product: 1-aminocyclopropane-1-carboxylate oxidase-like
Exons: 4
Coding region: 66-1070 (334 amino acids)
Source: RefSeq, a predicted model, not a curated record